Molecule: messenger RNA, 2156 nt
Organism: Drosophila hydei
Lineage: Eukaryota; Metazoa; Arthropoda; Insecta; Diptera; Drosophilidae
Product: testis-expressed protein 10 homolog
Exons: 1
Coding region: 82-2037 (651 amino acids)
Cellular component (GO): nucleus; MLL1 complex
Source: RefSeq, a predicted model, not a curated record
AGGUCGAAUAUCUGAUAUUUUGUAUCUCGCACCGUGUUGCAGAGCAGCACAUGUCUCGAUUCAAAAUCUGAAUUUAUUAAAAUGGGUGGACAUCAUAAGAAAAAUCUACGUGCCGAAAAGGCAAAAGUGAAAUUAAAAGGCGCCAAGCUACCCAAGGGACUCAAUGUGACCAAAACUGACUUUAAGGUGCGCAAGAUUGAAAUACGCGCACAGCUUAAGGAAUCCUUUCUAUCAGCUAGUAACGGCCAGCGACAACUGAACCUGAAAGAAGCUCUAUCCCGACUUAAACAUCACAAUCUUAAGUUUCGCACGGACGCUCUGCGCAAUGUGCGCGAUGCUGUUAAAGCUGGUCAGGCUGGUCAUCUAAUCGGUCAUCUCAAUGAGCUGCUGCAAGGCAUUGCAGCUGGCGCUUUGGAUAUCGAGCAGGAGGUGCGACGUGAAUCGUUCAAAACGCUCGAUGUGCUGCUCGAGGGACUGCCCGUUGAGGCUGUUGUGCCCUUCUUUCACAUCAUUGCCGCCUAUUUGCGCUGUGCCAUGACGCACGUACAGCCAUCCAUACAGGAGGACUCACUACUUCUACUGGAUGUGCUGCUACAGCGUGUUCCCUCGCGUCUGCUAGCCGAGCGCAGUGCAAGCACUAUUAUAAGCAACUUCAUAGACAUGAUUUCACGUACGCGUCACGAUACACAGCACACAAAUCGACUGCUCACCGUGCGCCUGGGGCAGGGCCAGGGCCAGCAGACGACGAUCAAGUGGCGCACCAAAGUGCUCCUCCGUCUACAACAAAUUCUCAGUACGCUACUGCAACAGAAUUGCCAAAGCGACAGCAGAGCCCGCACAGCGGCACGUGUCGUCCACUACGAUGUCACAAAAGUGCAGCAUUACAAUGUGCUGCGUCCGCAGCUGGUAGACAAUCGGGACUUGUACAGCAUUCUUGGCGAGCGAGUGCGCAAGGCUGAGAACGAGCAGCUGCUCGGUUAUGUGGAGCAGCUGAUGCCGCUGCUUCAUGACAACUGGAUUGAGGUGCGUCCGCAACAGCAGCAACUAAACCAACUGCUCAAUGGCGAUGCGGCAGGCAGUCUACACGUGCUCUUAGAUAUCAUGGCACAGUUGUGGCAGCUGGUGCUCCAAUACGAGGCCACACAACAGGAUAGUACACAAGAGCUAAGCGCCUGGAUGCGGCAGACCUAUGCAGCUAAUUUUGUGCGGAUCUUUCUGAAGGACAGCAACUAUCCUUACCAACAAAUGCCGCUGGCAGUCAAUCAACAAAACAACAGCAAGAAAAAGGCCAAGAUGACGCCAGCAGCUGGAGGAGAAUUGUGCAUUGCUCAAAACUUAACUUUGGUUCAACUCGUUUGUCACUUCUGGCCGCAGCCUGAUGACGAGCAACGCGAUGACUACGGCUGUCUGUUGCACUACAUUAACCAAUGUCUACGCCAGCUGUCCACACUGACAACGGAUGAGCAGUUACGCCUGGUGGCCGCAUUGCGGGCACUGCUCCUGGACAAUGGUGCGGCGCUGCUGCAGCUUCAGGCCCAUCAAAUGGGCACGGCGAUGCAAAACUGCAUCGACGCUUAUGUGGAUCAACAGUAUACAACGCGCGAAGGUGUCGCCACAAAGGUGUUGAACCUCUUAUGCCUGAUCGUGCAGCGCGUUGAGCUCUACAACGGCUACGGCGGCAAGGAGCAGUUUACCAAAUUUCUUAGCUAUCUGCCGCAGCUACUGCUCAAGCCCAGUGUAGCCGAUGUCACCUUAACAGCGAUGUCUACGCUUUGCCGCCAGCAAAACAUCGUCUUCAUGACGGCUCUCGUCGAGAGCGCAACCGAUGUGUUUGCAAACAUUGAAAGGCUGCUUGUGACGGGCGGUUCCAGCACAGAGGAGAGUCGCUUCGAAAACCAAAAGCGCAUCUUGAAUCUAUUCUAUCAUGCGCGUAAUUGUGGCAAUGCCAGCAAACUGCAAGCAACACUCAAGAAAGUUGAAAGGAAUUCACCCGAAAGUAUCGCCAGCUACUUGAAGUCCAUUUUCAUCUAUGAAUAGAGCCAAAACAGCGUAUAUCCCAGACUGAAACUACUUAGCGCUAGAUCAAGCUAGCAUCUUGGCUAUCAAGCCUUCACUUCUAGAUGACUAUAUAUAUAUACAUAUUGGGCAUGUAUAUA